AUGGGCGCGCGCUGCCGCACCGGAGCCUCCGGGAGCUGGCGCGGCGCGGGACGUGCUCAAGACGCACGACGCCGACUGCUGCAGCCGCCCCGACACGCCGGGGCCCAGGCGGCUGUCGUACCAGCACAACGACGUGGCCUUCAGCCCUUACAGCGACCACUGGCGCGAGCGGCGCAGGCUCCUCGUCGUCGAGUUCCUCAGCAAGCGCCGCAUCCAGGCCACUUGAUGGAGAAACUCAUCAGCAAACUAAGCAGCGUGGGACGGCGUAGACGACCUGUGUUCCUGGAGGACCACAUCUUCGGGUACAUGGACGGCAUCGUGGGCACGGUGGCGUUCGGCAACAUCUACGGGACGGAGCACUUCGCGUACAAGGAGCACUUCCACCACGUGAUCGACGAGGCCAUGGUGGUGCGGUCCAGCUUCUCCGCCGAGGACUACUUCCCCAACGCCAUCGGCCGCCUCGUCGACCGCCUCACCGGCGUCGCCUCCCUCCGCGAGAGGGUGUUCAGGGAGUUCGACGCCUUCUUCCAGAUGAUGCUCGAGCAGCACCUCGACCCCACCCGCCGCCCCAAGCAGCCCGACAACAAUGGCUGCGGCGGCCUCAUCGACGUCCUCGUCGGCCUCAUGAAGGAGCACCAGCAGCAAGGCUCUUUUCAGAACACAUUUAUCGGUGCCGUCGACACGGGCGCGGUGACCAUCAUCUGGGCAAUGGCGGAGAUGGUCCGGAAGCCGAAGGUGCUGAGGAAGGCGCAAGAGGAGAUCAGGGCCGUGGCGGGCAGCAAAGGGCGAGUGCAGCAAGCCGACGUGGCGAAGCUCAGGUACCUCACGGCGGUGGUCAUGGAGACGCUGCGGCUGCACCCGGCGCUGCCGCUCCUGGUGCCGAGGGAGACCAUGCGGCGCAUCACGGUGUCCGGGUACGACGUGCCGGCGAGGACGAGGGUGUUCGUGAACGCGUGGGCCAUCGGCAGGGACCCGGCGAGCUGGGACGACCCCGAGGAGUUCGUCCCGGAGAGGUUCGACGGCGACGUGGCCGCCGCCAGCUUCUUCAACCGGGCGCGGUUUGAGUUCCUGCCGUUCGGCGCCGGGCGCAGGAUGUGCCCCGGGAUAGACAUGGGGUGGCCACCACGGAGUUCACGCUCGCCAACCUGCUCUACUGCUUCGACUGGGAGCUCCCGGAGGGGGUGA
Molecule: messenger RNA, 1185 nt
Organism: Miscanthus lutarioriparius
Lineage: Eukaryota; Viridiplantae; Streptophyta; Magnoliopsida; Poales; Poaceae
Source: the annotation of a GenBank genome assembly